Thermochaetoides thermophila DSM 1495 is the source of this 690-nucleotide messenger RNA. RefSeq lists its product as uncharacterized. Gene Ontology annotation, biological process: AMP salvage; adenine salvage. The coding region runs from base 1 to 690 and encodes 229 amino acids. The transcript is spliced from 2 exons. Gene Ontology annotation, molecular function: adenine binding; AMP binding; adenine phosphoribosyltransferase activity. The record is from RefSeq and is a predicted model, not a curated record. Lineage: Eukaryota; Fungi; Ascomycota; Sordariomycetes; Sordariales; Chaetomiaceae. Gene Ontology annotation, cellular component: cytoplasm.
AUGAACGCUCUCGCCAACGCCACCAGCUCUUCUCAGGCUGCGUCUAAAGCCUCUCCUAUUAGCACUGCCGCAACCAACGCCAGCGCCAGCGAUGCCCACGAGAGAGGACAGCCCGCCGCCGCCGCCGCCGGUUCCUCCGAACUCGCCCGUACAAAGAUAACUCUACUGGGUGCCCUCAAACGCUUCCCGGACUUCCCGAUCCCCGGCAUCAACUUUAUCGACAUUCUCCCGCUCUUCCAGGACGUUUCGAUCCACGCGACGCUGCUGCGCGCCUUGGAACUUCAGGUGCUCGAGCUAUUCGGCGAGCAGGCGAAACCCGAUGUCAUUGUCGGCCUGGAUGCCCGCGGCUUCUUGUUUGGUCCUUCGCUUGCCCUGCGUCUCGGCGCCAGCUUCGUGCCCGUCCGCAAAAAGGGCAAGAUGCCCGGCCCUUGCGUGACGGCCGCCUACGAGAAGGAGUAUGGGACCGAUUUCUUCCAGAUGCAGGAGGGCGCUGUGAAGCCCGGCCAGCGGGUUCUCAUUGUCGACGACAUUAUCGCUACCGGUGGUUCUGCUGCGGCUGCCGCCUCCCUGGUCAAGCAACUGGGCGGCGAUUUGAUCGGCUAUCUGUUCAUUCUUGAAAUUCCCGUCCUUAACGGCCGUUCCAAGCUUGGUGACGUGCCCGUUGUCACCCUUCUCGAGACCAACGAGUAA